Messenger RNA from Helicoverpa zea (corn earworm), 2081 nucleotides. RefSeq lists its product as uncharacterized. NCBI's taxonomy places the organism in Eukaryota, Metazoa, Arthropoda, Insecta, Lepidoptera, Noctuidae. The transcript has 3 exons. The record is from RefSeq and is a predicted model, not a curated record. The coding region runs from base 409 to 1179 and encodes 256 amino acids.
UCAAAAUAGACUACUAUGUUAAAUAGCUUUCAAAGUUUGCGUGUGAACCUCAGUUCGUUUACAUUUCUAAUAUCUAUUGCAUCUUCUCUAGCACUCGUUGCGGUGUCUCGCACACGCCUCGCCAUUUGAAGACAAGUGCCGCGGCGUGCGCCCGCGCAUAUGUGCCUCGUAACUCUCCCGCCGAUUGCAUCGUUCGUUUGUCGAAUGUCCACGCGAUUCGUGCUGAGCAUAACAAUCAGUUAUUUCAAGCAAAGCAUAUAAAUUACACACAUAACCAUAUCUGGAUGGAACGCGCGAACGUGUGGUGAUAGUUAUGUGUCCAAAUGACUGGUGCUUCAGUGUGCAAAACAUCCUAGAAUCGUUGUGACGGCUCAAAAUACAGUGCCAGUGAUAACUUUGUUGUAAACAAUGCCAGGACACGCGGGCAGCCCCUACUGGGCUGCUGUAGACUUUGACAGCGAAGGGGAAGAGGCGCAAACGCCUCCGAGUAAUCACCGGGUGUAUCUGGAUCCCUGGGAUAACGAGGCUUACGGGAUGAUGCAAGCGGAGACAGCGGAGUCCAGCCAAGGAGAUAACUUCAAUUCGUUUGCCGGCGAGCCAGUCAGUGCUAGUUUUUAUUACGUCCCUACAAAAAACUAUGAUUCUGGAGAAGAGCCGCCGCUGCCGCCGCCUAGGUGGAAAAGAUCUCCACCUGAAGAAAUAAUUGCGCCGGAGUACGCGAUGUAUGGACGAAAAGCAUCACGAACUAUUGUACCAGAGUUUCCUCCCGAUGCUGCAAUAUACGGAGAGAGACCUAUAAGAGACCGAAGAAGGUCAAUGUUCGUGGACGAGCCGACGUACGUCCCCCACCCGAUGCUUUACGAGCCACUGUACGGUGGUGUGGUACCGCCAGGAUACAUGCCUCCGCCCCCCAGAACACGCAUGUCCCUCUCACAUCCUCCCGAGUAUGUGAUGGCAGGACUUGGAUACCCCAAUAGUAGGAGACACUCCAGAAUGACCGAUGCAUACGAGCAGUUUGCGUACGAAAGCCUGUCUCCGGAAUACGAAGAUUGGGCGCGACCGUUCCCAAAAACUGCCCCGGACAACUUCCAUCUGUCCAGAUACGGACACCUCCAAAUUGACUACUCCUGCAGUUGGAACUCCCUCGACAGGCUCAUUCGUAGCCAGCACCGAGGAUAAAGCAAGGAAACUGUAACAAACUUGACUGAAACCUGGGGACUGAAUACAAAGUUACUUUUGCAACUAUGCACGCGUUAAUUUUGCGCAUGCAUGCCUUCUAUGUGUGUAGAUGCUUAAUUAUAGUUAAUUGUGGUAUUCAAAGCAUGUUUAUAUGUUUCGGUAGCGGCAAGAUCGUGCACAUUUUUGUAAUUCAUAGUUACGAUGAAACUCGUGUGCUGUGCUGUCAGACGCAUGGAACGGAUCGAAAGUUGGUUCCGGAUUCUCUAAAAACUGAACGAACGCAUCCCUGCGCAAGCAUAUGAUAGUCUUGAACGCACAUUUCCGGAUGCAAUUGUGUGGAAACCCGUUAUGUGUAAGAGUAUAUCUGCAAAUGUCUUCCGCACUUACUUAGAGGUAAUCGUACUCAUGUAUUCGGCCCCUCCAAAGUUAUUUCAAUGGUCAAUUUACCUAGUUAUGGUUAUAAACAUUCAUUCGUAAUUUGCUAUUAUGCUUUAGGAAUCUAACUUCCGCAAUUUUCGCUCUGUUUAUAAUCAAGAUCAAUAUUAAUCUGUCUGUUUACUUAAGGUAUUUUAAAUAUAGUGAGAGGCUUUUACGUAAGUGAAGUACAAGACGAAUUGUUUAAUUAUUAAGGUGCUAAAUAUUACCUAUCUAUAUUAUUUUUUAAUCAAUUAAAGAAACUAAGUGCUAGCCAAAGAAAAUACAUUAUUAUGCUUAAGUAAAAUGUUUAUUUCAUUAGGUACCUAAAUAAUAAUUAUGAGGCUGAAACCAAGAAACACCAAUGUUGGUGUGCAACUAUGUAAAGUAGGCUACAUAAGUUUUCUGUGCUAAAGGUGUUAUUAAGUUUUUUUUUUUUAUAUAUAAAAAAUGCAUUGGAAUGAAUAUAAAUAAUUGAGAAACUAAAA